UUCGCAAGAUAUCUCGAGGGGGCCGUCGGUAGAGGUCGAGAGCGUUUCCGAGGUGGAAUCCUCAAGCGAACAGCCCUCGACGAACAACGACCUUGCCUUAGCUGAGGAGGUACAGAGCAGCCUUCGGGCAGAGAUGGAGGCGGAGGAGUUUGAGCAAGUGGUGGAGGAUGAAGAGAUGGCCAUCGCCGUCCAAGUGGCUGAGGAAGAAGAGGAGAAGGAGCGCCGUCGGGUAACGGUUGCUGUUAUGCCCUCACGGGGAGCUGGUGAGGCGAGCACCUCUCGCCCGUUGGAUGUUCAACCCCUCAGGGUAGCCGAGGGUAGGAAGAAGAAGUCGAGGGUCGCCCCGAAGAAGAAACAGGCAGCCGUGGAUGCGGGGAGGCCGGUUGGGAUCCCCGAGGGUCACUCCUACUUGGAUACCACUGCCUUGGAGGUGAAGACUACGGCCUCGAGUGCCGACUGCCACGCCCUCCAGGUCCUCGUGGGGCCAUCGGCACAAGUCGUGGAGCCGGGGCCCGAAGACUUGUUAUCUCAUCCCCCGGAGGGAUGUUUUGCGGUGCACACGUUGUCGGUGGAGUUGGGCCUCAGGUUCCCACUUCAUCCCUUCGUCCUUGAGUACCUAAGGUACGUGAAGCUGGCCCCCUGCCAGCUUACCCCGAAUAGCCACUACUACCUGGCGGGCUUCCUAUCUCUAUGCCGAAGCCGGAAGGUGGAGGCCACGUUGGAGCAGUUUUUCCUCUCAUUCAACUUGUGCCGAGGGGGGCACUCUCAUGCCGGCGGGUACGCGAAUCUACAGCAGGUCCCUGCCUGGAAGCUUUUCUCCGAGACUCCUUCGUCUCACAAGGAUUGGAAGGAGAAGUUUUGCUACGUCAGGAUAGCGGAGAAUCCAUUCCCGGGGGCUUUGCGGGAUCACUUCAAGAGACACCCGAAGGUGGGUAGUGCGGCCCUCCAGAAGGCCGGCAAGAAGCUGAUGGAGAAACCCGAGGGCUCGGACAAAGUCAUCGCCAUCAAGCAGGCCACGUUGGCCGAGGAUCUGUACCUGCUGGGCUUCCGGAGGUAUCGCCUUCCGGGGGAUAAGGAUGAGAAGUAUCCCCUGAUUGAUCGUGGGUACUUAAACUCCGGAGGUUGUUGCCGAGGGCUUUGAUUUUUGGUACUUAGAAAAUUUCUCUUUCAUUCGUUGCGGUUCUAACCGUUCCUUUUCUUGUGCAGGUGAUAUUAUGGAUCCGAAGGCGUUCGCCAAGCUGACUAAGAAGCUUUCCAAGGAGCCCAGGAAGAAGAAGGAGGAGGGGUCUUCCUCACAGCCCCAAGUAGGUGCCUUCUUCGAGAAGGAGAAGACCCUUGAGGGUCAAGGGCCCUUAAGGGAGGCCACCACCGUGCAUGCCGGUGCUGACGCCGGAGGCUCCAAGGCGGGGGAGCUCAAGAGGAAGAACGCCGGGAAGGGCUUACAGCCCCCGGAGAAGAAGAAGGCAAAGGGGGACGCCGGACAGAAGGAUACCCCCGUGGUGGUUAUUGACGACCUCCCGGCCGGCCAACCGUCAGCCUCUGCUCCCCUAGAGGAUCUCGUCGAGGGGGCCUGGCCCCUCGAGACUGUACAUUUCCCAAUCAAAAAGGGAACAGCCAUCAUGCAUGGCACCCUCGAUCCGAGGGAGUUCUUGAAGGGUGCCACUCCUUCGGUAGAUCGGUCCACCCUCAGCCGGUUCGGGGAUGAAGCCCUCGAACUUAAGGCUCUCCAAGCUUCGGCCACUGCGAGCCUGGCCUUCGGGGAACUGGUUCGUAGGGCGGAGCAGCAUCGCCUCGAGAGGGCAAAAUCCGCCGAGGUGACGAGGAAGCUGGUGGCCAAUAAUACCGAGGCCAUUCGGCAGCUGGCGAUUUUGGAGGAGGCCCUCCGGCAGGCGGAGAAGAAAUUGGAGGCAGCCAAGGAGGGAGCCCGGGCCGAGGGGAAAGCUGAAGCCGAGAGGGCCGCUGCUGAGGCCGCCAAGAUAGCCGCCGAGAAGGCUGAGGAGGCUAAAGCGGAAGCUAUCUCUAAGGCCAAGGAAGAGGCGGUGGCGGCUUUUAUUGCUGACGGCUGGAAGGCCGAAGAGCAGAAGCAGUGGGUGGCCUCAGUGGUGGAGGCUUCUGCUGAUGGCUGGGUGAAGGGCCCCGGGGCAAUGUGGUUGGCCCUGAAGGGCAAGAGUUUUUAUGAGGGUGCCCAAUUUUUCACCCAGGCCAUGCUCUAUCGAAGGCUGGCCCGGCAUCACGGAGUAGAGCCGAAGGACUUCAAACCGGAGAAUUAUGGCCUCCCCCCUCUUCUUCCUGACGUGAGAAUCCCCCUUCCUGAGGGUGAAGAGAGGCAACUGCUCGAGGACUCUGAACUGGCCAAGUGCGCCGAUGAUGAUGAUGAUGACGAGGAUGCCGAGGAUGAUGCGGCCUCCAAGCCGAAGGAGGAUGGAGCUGAAAACGUCCAAUCUUGAAAUUUCCCUCACAAAUUUGUAAUAGCUUGUAAUCUCCGGCUUCGGCCAUGAUUGUAAACAAAUACACUUUCUUUUGUAAUGAGUGAAUGUUUUGCCUACGGGCUUUUUGAAUGAGUAGUAUAUGCCUUUUCUCCAUUUGUAUUCGAAUAUAUGUCUUUGCUUUCUUUCAUUGGUGUAUGAGUGUUUGUCUUUCCUCCCUAUCGCUUGUAUUCCCGAAGGCCAUAAGUUUAUGGACUUAGAAAUUUCUCUAAGUAAAACCCUGCAGCAAGCCUCCUGUUGUAGCGUGAAAUUACCGGGGGCCAUUAGUUGUGGACUCAGAAAAUUUUCCAAGAAAAACAUGAUCAGAACCCUUCGGAUGUAGAGUAGAGUCACCGGGGGGCUCGUGAUUGUUUACUUAGGAAUUUCCUAAGUAACAUUCCCACCGUAGGUCUCCGGUAAUGUCAUUGGAAUUGCCCCCG
Messenger RNA from Cuscuta epithymum, 2905 nucleotides. The record is from the annotation of a GenBank genome assembly. Lineage: Eukaryota; Viridiplantae; Streptophyta; Magnoliopsida; Solanales; Convolvulaceae.